Funneliformis caledonium is the source of this 2916-nucleotide messenger RNA. Lineage: Eukaryota; Fungi; Glomeromycota; Glomeromycetes; Glomerales; Glomeraceae. The record is from the annotation of a GenBank genome assembly.
AUGAACAAUUCUAAUCAAUUACAAGAAUUAUUUGGACGAAAAAGUUCCUCGAACAAUAAUGUUAUUAAAUCAAAGUCUCCAUUAUCAGUUAAUACAGCUGUUUUAAAGGAGUCACAACAAAACUAUAUUAACGACAUUAUUAACAAUAAUGUCGUUUCUCCUUCUUCUGCUUCACCCUUUGUUCGACGAACAAUAUUAUCCAACGCGCGUCAAUCUUGGAUAUUUAAUAAGCCUCCCUCAAUUCCAGAGGCUGAAAGUGUUUAUGUUCAACCAACUGCUAUACUUGAAAAGAAUUUGGGAACUGCAAAAUCGAGAUUAUCAGUUAUUAUUCAAGGUGGUAGUAAUCAACAACAAUAUGGAAGAGUAAUGACUAAUAGUAUAUAUAUUAAAACUGAAAAAGACAAAGAAGUGGUUAGUUCUCCUGAAAUAUAUAAAACUUCAGGGAUCGAAAAUUCAAUUGAUGAUUUACCAUUGCCGCCUCAAUUACCAACCACACCAUUAUCAAGUAGACCUAUAUCUAAUGUUUCUUCUUCAUCUACAAAUCAAUAUUAUAGCGAAUAUGAUACAUUAUCAGAUUCAUAUCAUUCUUUAUCAUCUUCAUUUGCUUCCAAUUCUAUAAUUACGAACAGUCGUGAUAGUAUGUCUGAUACAAUCUCAAUGUUCAGCAAUUCACCUUCAAUCUUAAAUGAUCAUCAUCAUAAACUUAAUAAACAACUUUAUAAUAAUGCUCCUCAAUCUUCUACUGGUAUACCUCAUCAACGAUAUUCUAUGCCUUCUUCCUCAAGCGAAUUUACUUCACCAAAUAGUUCUAAUCAGUAUAUUAUUGAUUCUCAAAGACGCGCUUCAAUGCCAAUUCUAUCUAACGAUACUGAAUUGGAAAGUACUACUAAUAUUCGCGCUUCCUUUUAUUCUAAUACGUCAAAUGAAAGUUCGUCUGUUCAGCGCGCUACUUUACGUCCCAGUAGAUUAUCAUCACCUGCUAAUGCCCAACUUGCUCAAAGAGCCUCAAGAGCAUCCAUGAGAAUGAGCCUUAAUAAUUUAAUGCAAAAACGUUUUAAUAUCGCUUUGGAAAUAUUGACUACCGAGCGUCAUUAUGUUGAUUGUUUACAGCUUGUCCAAAGGUUGUUCCUAAGCCCUUUGAACGAAUCACUGAAAUCGGCCAACCCGAUACUGACCAAAAAGUCAAUCAAUGAAAUAUUUGCAAAUCUCUCUGAUCUAAUUAAUAUUAACAUAGAAUUAUUAAAAAGAUUGGAAGAGAGAAUUGCUAUACUCAUUGAUGAUAAACCAAUUGAAGAUUCUGAGGAUAAAUUUUGGAAUCCUGAAGAUGGUUGCCUAGGAGACAUUUUCUUGAAUAUGGCACCUUUCUUUAAGAUGUAUUCGAUUUAUGUUAAAAAUUUCAAUUCGGCUCUUUCCGUAAUUGACGUUCAAUUAAGAGAUAAUCCGGCAUUUUCCGCUUUUCUAAGGGAUAUUAUCAAGACAGGACAGUGUAAAGGUCUUACCUUACAAGCGUAUUUGAUAAUGCCAGUACAACGGAUACCUAGAUACAAAUUAUUGUUAGAGGAUCUGUUAAAGAAAACAGUGGAAACUCAUCCAGAUUAUCUUAACUUAAAGAAAGCUUAUCAAGUUAUUGAAAAUGUUGCAACUUUUGUCAAUGAAACUAUUCGACAACAUGAAAUGUUUAUUACUAUGUUAGAUAUUCAAAAAUCAUUGACAGGAUUUGAUGAAGUAUUAUUGGUUCCUGGUCGUACUUUUAUUAAGAGAGGAACCGUCAAAAAGAUAUGUCGUCGAAAUCAUCAGCAACGCGAAUUUUUCUUAUUUUCAGAUAUUUUGAUCUAUGCAACUCCUAGUUUAAUGGAUGAUACUUAUACGUUUCAUCGAAAGUUCGAUCUCGAGGAUGUAACAGUUUUAGUUGUUGAUACUCAAAAUGUUAAUGGAUUUCUGAUAAUGAGCCCUCAAAAAAGCUUCACACUUUAUGCAGAUACUCAGAAAGAUAAAGAAUCGUGGAUCAACGCGAUUCGUGAUGCCAAAGAAGAAUAUUUAAGCGCUAAAAGAACACUCAAAAUUGAUUCAGAAGCUGAUCGUUGUAUGAAUUGCUCGGAAGAAUUUUAUACGAUAUUUCGAAGAAAACAUCACUGUCGAGUGUGUGGAAAAGUUGUUUGCCAUGCUUGUUCUACAAGGAAAUUUGUUAUUCCUGGUUCAAGUGAACGAGAAGAUCAGUCGGCACGUGCAUGUGACCCUUGUUUUUUUACAAUGUUUCCUGAUGCUUUAAGAGAUGAGGAUAUAGCACCCGGAAUUCAUGUAUGGAACCUUGUCAAUAAUAAGAGCACAAUUUCACUUGUUGAAUCUCCACAAAAAGAUGAUGAUAUUAAGGAUAAAGAUAAUAUGUUUAAUAUAUUAGAAAACAAUCGAGCAAGCGUAGCAUUAUUUUCGAUCAACAAAUCUCUACGUGAUGCUAUCGAAGCUAAACGCUGUGACUAUUGCAGAGUUGAUUUCACUGUAUUCAGAUGGAGAAAUGAAUGUUUGAAAUGCAAGAAAAUCGUUUGUAACGAGUGUCUCACAAAGAAAUCAAUUGAUUUUUCAUCACUACCUCAAAAAUUUUUGGAUGAAUUAUCAUCACAGACAAUCGAGAAUAGACGAUUUAGUAUUAUGACAAAUGUUAUAAAAAUAUGUGAUUUUUGUUAUCUAGGUAUUGAUCCUAAUCGUAUUACAGUAGAUGAAGAAACAGAUGGUGGAUGGACUGCAAAAGGACAGAUAUCUCCACCAUCCACACCAAAACCAUUUAAGUCAGAAACAAGUUAUAACGUCAAAGCGAAUGAUGAUGAAAUAUUUAAGCAAUCAAGUUUUGAUGACAAAACGAUGAAAGUUAAUAAAGUUGAGGGUUAUUUUAAUCAAGUCGUGAUAGAAAAAGAACAAUGA